AUGAGUUUUGAGGAAGCACGUGGAUAUUACGAUUCAAGUUAUGCUUAUCUAUUUGUCAGGAAUAGAUUUACACAAAAGGAGCAGACAUUUUGUGUUAACUAUGAGCAGUGGCGAACUCAGCAGAUAGCAAAUGAUGUCAAAAAUGCCAAGGUGUUACGACUUGGUUGGUGGGGUGGGAUUGUUAAUAAUACUAAUGUUUGCAACAAAGGUAAACCGGUCCUACUUGAGAAACAAGCAGUAGCAUUGAAUUAUCGGCUGAAAAUUGAAGAUGGCCGUUGUGCAAUGCCGUUUGUCAUGAAAAACGCAAGCUUUAAGGGAGCUUUACAAUAUGAAGUAAACCAGUUGGCUUCAAGAAAUGCCAGUGCUGCCAUUAUUCUCGUUAAUAAAGGUCAUAAAUAUGUCACCAAAUGGGCAGAUUAUUUGUUUUCUGAAUUUUACGAUCCGGAUUUCAAUCAAUCUACUAAGCUGCCGACAUUUUUCAUGUACACAACUACAUUCUUUAAUGAAAUGCUGAAAUUGAGCAGCGAUCGAAGUGGACAAGAAUUAUUACUGCAAUUCUAUAGACCGAUGAAUUCUCGAUGGGAUAUAUCUAUGUUAAUUGUUUGGUUUAUAGCCGGAUUUUGUGUUACCGUUGGUGGUUACUGGGCUGCUCUUCGAAAAAUAUAUGAAGAAACUGGUGCUUUGCACGGGUCUCACCAGUUUCCGACUGGCGGAAGUCAUGUACAGAAAUCAAGAAGUUGUCUGAAUGAUGAGCGCAUGACAGCUUCAACAAACUGCUUAUUUAUCAUUAUUGUGAUGUUUGUUGUUGUUGGUGUUUUAAUGCUUGGUUUCUAUUUUCGCGGUGUUAUGGUAUGCAUUUUUAACACAUUACUUGCAAUCAUUGGCACAUUCAGUAUUCAUCGUUGUUUAACAGCAUUGUUUGGCUCAGUAUGCAAAUGUGGCCACUGUCGGGUAUGUGUCUCGAUGAAUGACAUAACACAGUCGAUAUUUCGGCGUGAUUUAUUCAAUUACGAGUGUUGCACCGAACGACCACUUGUGGUGUCUGUAAUGAUUUUUAUUGGUGCAGCAUCAUUUUGUAUCAGCUGGUUUGUAUUCCGACGUGAACCAUAUGCAUUUAUACUGCUUGAUCUCAUCAACAUUGCUGUUUGCAUUCAUAUUUUGAAAGGCAUUCGUUUCCCGAAUUUGAUGUGGUUAACAGUUCUUCUGACAUGCAUGUUUGUGUAUGAUUUAUUCAUGGUAUUUAUCACCCCUUUUCUUACAAAAAAUGGAUGUUCUGUGAUGAUUGAGGUUGCAGCUGGAACGGAUUGUUCAAAAAAUAAUGGUGGUUAUCCUAUUGCACCAAUUAACACCGAGAUGCCAGAAAAAUUUCCGAUGCUUUUCCAAGUACCACGAUUAAGCGAUCCGAUGAUUUCAUGCACCGAUUUAGAAGUUGAAAAGGAAUUUCACCCAGUAAUUCUUGGAUUGGGUGAUGUUAUAGUACCUGGUUAUUUGAUUUGUUUUUGCUUCACUGUCGAUUUCGUUGUUCGGACACGUUAUCUUUAUGGAUUUAUUUCAAUUAUCGGUUAUGGAAUUGGUCUUAUUGCAACAUUCAUUGCUUUAACGUUGAUGGAAACUGCACAACCUGCUCUAAUUUAUUUGAUACCGUUUACAUUAGGACCCAUUAUUAUAUUUGCACUCAUUCGACGAGAAUUUAAACUGCUUUGGACUGGUGAUUUUACGAAAUCUCGAGAGAUUACUAACAUUAAUUCUUCUCUUGUUUCACGAAAUUCUACAACGAAUACAGCUAGCAGUGGUCUUAAUUCGGGUAGUACUGGUUUUGAUGCAUAUGCUGUAGUACCAUUACCAGCAACUUCACUAUCUAAUACAGGUGAAAGAGAAAUGUGA
Messenger RNA from Loa loa (African eye worm), 1884 nucleotides. RefSeq lists its product as hypothetical. NCBI's taxonomy places the organism in Eukaryota, Metazoa, Nematoda, Chromadorea, Rhabditida, Onchocercidae. Gene Ontology annotation, cellular component: Golgi-associated vesicle membrane; lumenal side of endoplasmic reticulum membrane; lysosomal membrane. Gene Ontology annotation, molecular function: aspartic endopeptidase activity, intramembrane cleaving. The transcript has 14 exons. The coding region runs from base 1 to 1884 and encodes 627 amino acids. The record is from RefSeq and is a predicted model, not a curated record. Gene Ontology annotation, biological process: membrane protein proteolysis.